This is a messenger RNA of Plasmodium yoelii, 2241 nucleotides long. Its product is annotated as regulator of initiation factor 2, putative. Bases 1 to 2241 code for a protein of 746 amino acids. Gene Ontology annotation, cellular component: cytoplasm. The record is from RefSeq and is a predicted model, not a curated record. The transcript is spliced from 2 exons. Lineage: Eukaryota; Apicomplexa; Aconoidasida; Haemosporida; Plasmodiidae.
AUGAGCAUAGUAGAUAAAGAAGAAAAUAAUAAUGGGCAUUAUAAAUAUGAUGGCACUGAAAGAGAACGAAAAACAAAUAUGAAUUUGUUAACAUAUUUAUUUGAGAAAAAUGUAGUUGCUCUAGAUUCAUUUAUUACUACAUAUUUAAUGACAUAUUUUAAGGACAUAGAAAUACAUUUAAAUGAUAAUAAAGUGAAUGAUACUUUUUUAAAUAAUUUAAAAGAACAAGUCGAAAAUUUGCAUGAGCAAUUAAGAAACGAAGAUGGUAAUGCAAUUCCUGAAAAUGCAAAUGAUGAAAUAAUAAGUAAAGACAUUUUAUUAUUUGACAAACAAAAUGAACUAAUAAAAUGUAUUUAUAAAAAUGUUGUAAAUGUAUAUCUUGAUAUGUUUUUCUUACUAUAUACUAAUGAUGAAGUUGAAUAUAAAUAUAACAUAAUACAAAUGAGGAUAAAUAUUUGUGUUGAAAAACAAAAAAUUUAUAUUAGCUCAGGAGAAUGUUUAUUAGUUAAUAAAACAUGGGAUGGAAAUGUUAAAAAAAUUAUGAAUCCUGAAAAGGGCAUAAUAGAAAAUAUAUCAGAUAUAAAUAACACAAAAAAUGAUGAACUAAAUAAAGGGGAUAACAAAUUGAUGAUUGUGUUUAAAGAUGAUUGUAAUAUAAAUGAAGAAAAUAAAAAUAAAAUACUUAAUCAUUUUAUUAAUAAUAUAAAAUUACAUUUAUUUAGUGAAGAAAAAGAAGUUUUGAUAGGAAUUCAAAAAACUUACAACAAAAUAUAUGAUAAAAAGAUGUCCAUUUUAUCUAUAAAUAAUUCACUUAGUUAUAUAAGUAAUUUUUUUUUUAAAAUGCAUGAACCUGAUUUUUAUAAUUGUUCUAUACACAAAAAAAAUAAUAUAUGUUAUAAAAAAUUAUAUGAUAAAUAUAAUGAUAUUAUGAUAAAAUCAAAAAUUAUUAAAUUAAAUAAAGAAAUGAUAAAAUAUCUUUUAAUAAAUUCUAUAUUUAUUCCAAGUUAUGUACAAAAAAAUACAUUUAAAAAUAUAGAAGAAAAUGUAUACUCUUCUUUUUCUUCUUAUUCUGAUAAUAAUACAUCAUUAAGCUUAACUAGCCAAAAUGAAGAAAGUUCAUCCAACAAAAGUUAUGACCAUUAUUUAUUAACUGAUGAAGAAGAAAAAAAAAAUGACACUAUAUUACAAACUUCUGUAAAUAAUAAACGAGAAGAUGAUUUAAAUAGUUUGCCAAUCACUAAUAAAGUUGAUGUAAAAAUAAGCGAAAAUAAUAAGAUUAGUGAAAAAAAGAAAAAAAGAGGAAAUGCAUUAUUUUAUAAUAAAAAUUUCCGAAACAUUUUAGACAAAAUAAAAAAUUCAAUUGAUGAAUUAAAUAACAGUGUAUUUAUUAGAGUUGAUGGAAAAAAUUUAAAAAAAGGAGCAUUUGUAAAUAAUUCAAAUUUAGAAAUAAAUACAUUAUAUGAUGCAUUAUUAAUUCUAAAAAGUUGUACAAGUGUUUAUAAAGAAUUAAAAAAAUGUGAAAAUAACGAAAAAAAUGAACAUUAUUUAAUAAUUUCAAAGUAUGUUAAUAUAAAUAUUUGCUUCAUGUUUGAAGUAUAUGUAUAUGAAAAAAAAAUUAUAUCAAUUUCUCAAAAAUAUUUAAAUCAUUAUUUUGAUUUUUUGAAUGAUAUAAAUAUUAUAAUUGAUAUAAUAAAUAGUAUAAAACAAUUUUAUGAAAAUAAAUUAAAAAAUACAUUUGAACAUGAAAAUUAUAAAUGUCUUUUAUAUAUUCACACAUUUAAAAAAACGAAAAAAAAAAAAAUUAUUUUAAUCAAUGCAAAAAGUUGGGCAUAUAAAAAUAAGCAUCCUAUAUUUACCAAUUCGUUCUUAAAAAGUUAUAUUUAUACAAACAAUAAGGGUGUUAUUGUUGAUGAUUAUAAUUAUUUAAAACAUGGAAUUCACAAAUAUGCUAUCCCGUUUAUGGGCAUUGACAAAAAAGAAGAUAAAUACACAGAUGAAAUAGAAAAUGGUAAAAAAAGUCACGAUAAAAUAAAUGGCGAUUUGAAUAAAGACGACAUAAUUUAUAACAAUCAUGAUUUAUAUUUUUAUGAUGGUAUCUUAUAUUAUUGUAUUGUAAAAAAUGAUGCUAUUUUGAAAAAAAAUGAAAAUACAUUUCCUAAGGAUCUUAAUUAUAUCAAGGAUGGAGAAAUCGACAUAGAUACUUUAAUGGAAACAGUUAAAAAGGAAAAUAAUAUUCAAUAA